Triticum urartu is the source of this 3444-nucleotide messenger RNA. RefSeq names its product deneddylase. Lineage: Eukaryota; Viridiplantae; Streptophyta; Magnoliopsida; Poales; Poaceae. The record is from RefSeq and is a predicted model, not a curated record.
ACCUCCGAAAGCUUCCCCCCUUCCUGCCCGCGCCCGCCCGCAGCCGACCGCGAGUCUCCCCGGUCGCCGGCGCCCUCGUCUCCGGCGAGCCCCUCCCACAGAAUGCCAUCUCCGUCCCUCCUCCUCCCGCUCCACCUGCCGCCACUCCGCCCGCGCCUCGCCGCCUCCUCCCCCUCCCCCCGCUACCCGCCCCCCUUUCUCAGAACCCUACCACCGCUGGCCCCCACUCCUCGCCUCGCCCUUCCCGCCGCGGCGGCUCGCUCCGGCGGGGGCGGUGACCGCGAGGGAAACCGGGGCGCGGCGGGGGACCGCGGGCGCGUCAUCCCCAUCGCGCGGUGCUACGAGGCGGGCCUCGCGCGGCUCGAGGUCUCCGGCGCCGCGCGGCGGGAGCAGGCGGUCGCGGCCGCGGCGGCGGCCGACGGUGGGGCGGCGGCGGAGGCGCACCUCGGCGCCGGCUCCGAGGCCAUGGUCAUGGAGGCCUUCCUCCCCGGAGCCGGUGGCGCCGCGUCCACUCGAGUGAUUUUGCAAGCCAAGGAAGUCAAAGAGAAGGCCGCUGAGAUAAAGAAGGACUUUGGUGAUGAUAUUUUCUCUGAAAACGAACCUGAUUCCGAGAGUAUCUUGGCUAUGGCCCUCAAGCAAGUUGUGAUGCAGAAGCUUUCAAACUAUCGGCUAGAAAUCUUCUCCCCAGGUUCAGGGAGGAACAUCCAGGACUGGAGCAAACAACGGAAGGUUCCUGUGGAUUUUAGCAUCAGUUCAUCAGAUGAAAAACUUCUAUCCGCUCUUGCUGAAGCAAUUUUCUCAUGUGUCAUUGAGGAUACCGAAAAGAGUUACCUCGGUGGCACAGGCGGGUUUUUUCAAACGCAGAAGCUGAACUGCUCAUCUGAUUCCACUGUUUGUAUACACAGAAUUUCCGAGGCAGAAGUUGCAAAUAACGCUAGGAGAUGCUUGGAGAGUUUUAAUCUUACCAAGUCCUCUCAUGAAGUGGGCAGAUCAAAGAAUGCAUGGUGGCCAGCCCCAAAAUAUGGAAGGUUGGCGGAGAUCGGGGGUCCUGAUUUUAUCCUUUGGGCCCAUGAGUUCGUUCCUUCUUAUAAACUGCAAAUUAAUGCCAAUGCAUUCGAGAAUACGAAGCUUGAGGGCUGUCAUGAGUUAGCAAAUAAUAGGUGGGAAGUUCCCAUAUCCCACUUCCAACUGGUGGAACUAGGGAAUGUUGUUGACAUGUAUUUUGAAGAUCAAUUUACGAUUCCUGGAAAAACUUUCCGUUCUCACUGGAAUGCAGAACCAUCCAAGAUUAGAAGGAACAAUGGUUAUUUGAACAACCUUUUUUCUUUCUUGGCUGGUUGUUCUGUUAUUUUUAUUGUCGGCGUCGUUGCUCAGUUAUGCUGGCCUCAAUCUCUUAAAGGCAAAAGGUUGUUUAUGGGCAGUUCACCCACCUCAUCAUCACAGAGCUAUUGUUCUGAUGUUCAUUCUCUGGAUAAUAGUGAGGUACGAGGUUAUUGCAUAUCUGUUGUUAAGAAAAUAAAAGAUUCAUGUGGUUGCCCUGGGGAUAUAGUGGUUGAUGAAAAUAUUGGUGCUUGGAUUGGAGAACUGCCUGACUGCUUCAAGGCCAUCAAUCUUGGCGAUAAUGCUGCUUCUGAUGAUGCUCAGUAUUCCUGUACUGUUAUCAAAGAAAAUAAGAACCCAUUGGUAUCAACUCCCACCGAGAUGACUUCUCAUCUGGAACAAAACGAUAAUACCCAGGAAAGUCUGCAGAACAUUGCUAGCUUUCAGGUGGUGAUGUCAGAAGAAGGUAAAUUGCUAGGUUUUCAGCCAACAAGCUGCCUAGCUGUGAACCAUUGGGCCGAAAAUCCACUAGCAGCACUGCUGUAUGAGGGGCGGAAGCUUUCUCCAGCUUUUCUGGAGCCUAGGCUUAAAAUUUCCCGUCCUGCUAAGGUUGUCCCAAUUGAGUUGUUGAUGUCGGUAAAUUCAGAAUCUUUUUUUGCUUUGGCGAGGCCUGUUCAAGAUCCAUGCUAACGGAGGUUAUACUGCUGACAUACCGAUACCCUGGCGGUCGCAUCAUCGUAUCCGGAGCCUGCUGAUGCAAAACUCACACCCCUUCUGAGCUGCCUUGGCCUCAACCUUGGCUCGCGGAAACCUGGAAGGCUCCUCGCUACACCUAGUCUUUCCGCUGCACAUCCCAAAAACUGCACCGUAAAUACCAUACUGACCAACAGUGAGCGUCACUCACCUUUCGACCAAAAACAUCAAUCCUGUAGCUGCACAUGAGCUCCACCACCAUUUGAUUGGAAGAGAAGCCCAGUGGUACCUUGUGCAUGCAUAAUUUACCAGCGAAAUAGAUGCAAGGAAAGAAGAGUGCGUCUGUACCGAGUAUGUCAGUGAUGAGCCUGCCGUUGCUGAACCGGCCGGUGGGCCUGCCGCCAAGGAAGCCCGCGCCGUACGGCAGGAAGUUGGCCCUCAUCACCGUCUGCAGCCGGUUGUUGUUCCCGGGGUCCACCGUCGAGUCCCCGAACACCAGCAUGGUCGUCCAGCCGGUGGUGCUGUAGUUGAUCGGCCUCCCAGGAGCCGGCAUUGGUGCCAUCGGCAGCGGCACCGCGGCCCACCCCGGUUCCUGCGGUGGCACCACCGUCCGUGGCGGCGUCGGAUCCUUCGGCGUCCGCCUAUGGCGAGGCAGCUCCGGCGGCUCAGGUUCCGGCGGAUCGUCCUGCCUCGGCGGCAGCCGCGCACGCCGGGGGCGAGUCGGCGGCGCUGCUGGUUCCGCCGGCGGCGGCGGCGGCGGCAGCGGCAUGGAGCCCGGCAGCGAGGGUACUCCUGGCGCAUCGGACUCCUCCGGUGGGGGCGGCGGCGGCAACAAUGGAAGCCCAGGCCAGGAUGGAUUAUCCUCCUGCUCGUCCGACGGCGGCGGCGGCGGCAUGCUUCGCACAGGUGGAUUGUCCUCCUGCUCGUCCGACGGCGGCGGCGGCAUGCUUCGCAGAGGCGGAUUGUCGUCCUGCUCGUCUGACGGCGGCGGCAUGCUUCGUGUGGGCGGAUCGUCGUCCUGCUCGUCCGGCGGCGGCAGGCUGCGGGCGGGUGGAUCGUCGUCCUGCUCGUCCAUCGCGGCCGCCGUCCUCCCCGGCGACGGCUGCCAUGCGAUGAGCAGGAGCAGUGCCACCGCAACCACCGCCGGCCUCCUCAUGGGUCGUCGACCUGAUGGUGCUAUGUAGUGCUAUACCUCUACCAAGUAGCAAGUGUGCCCGGCCAUGGAUGCCUGUAAUAUAUAUGCUCUGCCGCUCCAGCAGAGCAGAGCGGAGCGUGUUUUCCAAGACGGCUUGGUGCUGUGUAGGUGAGGAGCAAACCUAGUUUACUCUCAGGCUGCUUUGUGUGACAUGGUUACUCUGUGGUUUUCAAGACAGCUUGGUGCUGUUCAACUUGUGUGACUUUUAAACCGGUGAAAUUUACUCUGUGAUAACA